Amyelois transitella is the source of this 1605-nucleotide messenger RNA. RefSeq lists its product as uncharacterized. The record is from RefSeq and is a predicted model, not a curated record. Lineage: Eukaryota; Metazoa; Arthropoda; Insecta; Lepidoptera; Pyralidae. Bases 1 to 1167 code for a protein of 388 amino acids. The transcript is spliced from 2 exons.
AUGUCUGAAAAUCGGCGACAACAUCUUUUUGAUUCAAAUGUAUUCCUAACGCUCGAUUUAUUGUGGGCAAAAGAAGAAGUGGAUCCCUACUAUAAGGCAAGGAAAAUAAAUGGCGAGUUUUAUCGAAAUUAUGAAGAACAGAGACAAAAUCCCGAUAAAUUCUACGACUACACCAGAAUGAGUGUAGAAACUUUUGACUAUAUUCUAGAAACUAUCAAGAGUGAUUUACAGUCUGGAAUUAAUCCAAAAAGUUUUAGAGGUAUAUCUCCAGCAGAAAAAUUAUACAUAACGCUUGGGUUUUUGGCGAGUGGGCAGCCUUUCAAAAGACUGUCAUUGUCAUUCAGAAUGGGAAAAACAACGGUAGCCAACAUAGUUUAUGGCACUUGUAAAGCUAUAUGGAAAAAUUUGGUACAUUUACAUAUGCCAAAACCGACAGAAGAAUUAUUGAAAAAUAUAGCGGAAAAAUACUAUGAAAAAUGGCAAUUUCCUAAUUGCGUUGGUGCUAUUGAUGGCAAGCACUGUCGAAUAAAAAAUCCUAAGUUCGCUGGAUCAUCGCAUUAUAAUUAUAAACAUUUCUUUUCGAUGCACUUGCAAGCGGUCGCGGAUGCUGACAAAAGAUUCGUUUGUAUAGAAGUUGGAGGAAGAGGGAAACAAAGUGAUGCAGGGACAUUCCAUUACUCUAAUUUGAACCGUUUACUUCAAAGUAAUAACUACAAUAUACCAGGUCCACAAUAUCUACCCACAUCAGAUAUCGUUCUACCAAUGGUUUUUAUUGGAGAUGAAGGAUAUCCACUCAAAACAUAUUUGAUGCGACCUUAUCCACAAAGCGUACUUAAUGCACAAAGUGAGUUAUUUAAUAAGCGAUUAUCGCGGGCUCGAAAGACUAUUGAGUGUGCUUUCGGAAUUUUAAGAUCCAAGUGGCAUAUUUUCAGAUCGCCCAUAGAGACAAACAAAUGUCAUGCAAGAUUACUCAUCAAAACUUGCUGUUUGUUGCAUAACAUUAUCCGAGAUAAGGACGGUGAUAAUGACAUUGCCUAUAUUACUGUCAAUACGAAUCAACAAACAUUACAAACACGAUUACAAACCAACGCCCGGACGUCUUAUCAAGCACAAUAUAUACGUGAAAAAUUCAAAGAAUAUUUUGUAAAUAAUCCCAUUAGCUACUAAUUAAUUUGUAAACCAUAAUAAACAUUGUAUAUAACAUAAUAAAUAAUUUUUAUAUUCACCUACCUUCAAUAUUCAGUUCGUUUUUUAUUUCUUCCCAUAAUUGAUUAAUUAUUCUUCUAUUUUUAUGGUUCACAUCUUUGCUGUUCCAUAUGGGUCUCCUCUCAAAGAUUGCCGAAAUAAUUUGCUCUUGCACGUCCGAGGACAUUUUGAAACGUCACAAAAAAAAGUACAACACUAUACUACAAUGCAGACGCGCAACACGGGACGGUCACCGCUCGACUGGAGUGCACCGCUCGUUGCCCGCCCCCGCGCCGCUCCCGCGCCUCUGUUUUCGAGACCCGGUCCAUUUGACGAUACGCAAGAUCCUGCCGCUCCCGCGCCGCCGCCGCCGCCGCCCCGCUGCCCGCAAAAUUCGAGACCGAGGCCUUACAGUUAAUG